Molecule: messenger RNA, 4037 nt
Organism: Osmerus eperlanus (European smelt)
Lineage: Eukaryota; Metazoa; Chordata; Actinopteri; Osmeriformes; Osmeridae
Gene: arl15b
Product: ADP-ribosylation factor-like 15b
Exons: 5
Coding region: 560-1138 (192 amino acids)
Molecular function (GO): GTPase activity; GTP binding
Source: RefSeq, a predicted model, not a curated record
CUAAAGGCAACAUUGUAUUAAACCUACUACCAAAUGAGUUUGAAAGGAAGGGCUUGACAAUUAAGAAUACACUCAUCAAACCAAAGGACGUUUUAAACUGACGGGUUGAUUCAAGGAAGACCAGUAGGAUAUCUUGGCUUAACUACAAGAUCUUUGACUACACAGUUCACCUAAAUACGAAUUUCCUGCAACAUUGCAUGCAGGACAGUGUUAACUCGGGGGUUGUUCAAAAGGUAGGGACCACAAACAAACCAAGCAAAGAUAGUCUGUGUUUGACAUUUUUGGGAAUUUGGCUUUGUAUAAAUUGCUCUCGGUUUAGGAAUUAUAUAUCGGGUAGCCUAACCGGAAUACCACACCGAGGUCUACACGGACAUCAUUUUUUCGACAUUGUUAUUGCUAGUUUAUAAGCUAAGGAUCUAGUUAGGUGGUGUUUUUUGAACGAAAUAGCGUAUUACGGUAAAACUCGAAUGUAGCGUUUUUAGAUCGUUCAUCAGGGACCAGCACAUCGGGAUAACUGCAGAUAUAAAUUUUGAAGAGGAGCAGCGAAGUGGGCACUUUCAUGGAUUAUCUGUGUUUCAGGACAUUGUGCUGUAAAGGGCCCCCGCCCCCCAGGCCCGAGUUUGACGUCGUGUGCAUCGGCCUGACUGGCUCAGGGAAGAGCAGUCUUCUCUCCUACCUCUGCAGCGAGACCAACCAACACAUCACCCCAACCACUGGUUUCAACAUCAAAGCCGUUCCAUUCCAGAAUGCCAUUUUGAACGUGAAGGAACUCGGAGGAGCGGACUCCAUUAAGAAGUACUGGAGCAGGUACUACCAGGGGUCCCAGGGAGUGGUGUUUGUCCUGGACAGCGCCGCGUCUGAGGACGACAUGGAGGGGGCUCGCACGGAGCUGCACUCUGCCCUGCACCAUCCUCAGCUCUGCACCCUCCCCUUCCUCAUCCUGGCCAACCACCAGGACAAGCCUGCUGCGCGCUCCGUACAGGAGAUAAAGAAGUAUUUUGAGCUGGAGCCCUUGGCCAGGGGGAAGAGCUGGGUUCUGGAGGGCAGCUCUGUGGACAGCAUGGAGGCCGUGAGGGAGAGCUUCAGCCAGCUCAUCCAGCUGCUGGAGGAGAAGGACCAGGAUCCAGGCCGGGUGUGAGAGUUCUUCACCAGCUCUGCUGGACCUGCUGGACCUCUCCAGGGGAACACACUCCCUCCAAACUACCAAGGACCUGCUCAACCACAGGAACCACCAACCCUCAUGUAACUCUGCGGAACCUGCACCAGGGAACAAGUCCCUACGACCAUGGCUGAGCCUGCUACUCACUAUUACUAUCCUGGGAACUACAAAUCCCAGAUGGAGCCACAGGAAGUUGUCACCCCCCCCCCCCCCCCCCCCCCCUGUGGGGUAGGCAGGGGAACUGGGACCAGAUUAGGAGCACCAUUGCGAACCAACCACAAAGACAUGGCUAACCACCGUAGAGCAACGGACCCCCCAGGACGACCACAGCUAACACUCACUCACACAUGCAAGCACAAGCACAUGCUGACGCUUGAUCCCCAACAGAUGUGGAUGCGUUAUACUGGAUAUGUCAUCCGUGUUUUUGUACCUGCGAUACUACGAAUUAUGGCAGAAACCAAAGAGAAGUUGGAAUGGGCUGUUCUCAGUUUUGGUUUCAUGGUGGAAUGAACAUAAAUUUACAGGGAAGCAAAAGUGUAGCUAGACAUUUCCCACACAAAUGAUGAAAUACUUGAAGGAAAAUUUAGAUAAGGGUUUUUUAUGUUAUUGUUUUAGUAUUUUUGGUUAUAUUAUUCAUUAUUUUACCAGUCUAACACUUUUAGAAUAGACUGUGUGGCAAAAAUAUAUAAACAUUUGAAAUGAAACAUUAUGAUAAUGUUUAAAUACUUAAUUGAUCCCAAUGAAGGUUGGGAUCACAUUUGAACCGGUACGGCAAACUAACGCAAAAUGUUGGACGAAUGCGUUACAUGAAAAUCAUUGCAGCUCCUGAGAAAGCUGCCCCAUUGACAAUUAAGGACUUCCGGUGUGUCACAGAGGGUUUGACGCAUCUGGUGGGGAUUAGGCGUUACAUACACACACACACACACACACUCACAAAGAUGAUCCAAUGCAAUAAGGACAUUUGACACUUUGAAGGAAGAUUACGUGUCUUCAGUGAGUUUGCCACCAUUGUUGGUCUUUGUGUCGGCGAGGUCCCUAGAAGCUGCACAUGGGUUCACGUCAUGGCAUAUGCUGGCCAUCUAGAAUAACUGGAAUAUUAUUUCACAUGGAGGAUUUCUCCAAUAACAUUUUAUCAAGUUACUGUUGUUAGGGUUAACACUUCAGGGCUUCAGGGUGUGAGUGUGUGGACAGCACACUGGGAUCUGGCAGUAGAAGAUCAGGGUAGAACAGACAAACACACGUCUGGCUGUUUCUCACUGUCAGAUUCCCUGCUGUGUCACUUCUUCCUGUUGGCUUACACCAACGUUCUAGAACAUAGAGCAGUCAGCACAACACUUGGACAGCGUAAAGAGUGUGCUUCUCAGUAAGUGUGUAUUUGGUGUGGGUCUGGAUUCUGUUGUCAGCCACAGGCGAUUCCAUUGUGUGUGUUUGUGUGAUCAUGUACCAGUGUGUGGGCCAGAACACCUACUUGUCUAUCGUGCCUCUAAUGCCGCCAAUCAGACGUUUGCAUAGUCAUAAUUGUUGCCAAUCAAUCGAUCACCUUUGCCAAUUCACUGAUAAUAUGAUGACCUCAUCACCCCACCGCCCACGCCACUUCCUGAGUCACAUGUUGCAAAGUACCCAGACUCCCCUCACUCACUCAACCUUCUUUUGUAGAUAUGUAUGUUAUUUAUAGAUUCUAUACAUUUUUUAUAUCCUAAUAGUCCAUUCACCUGCCUUUUUUAUAUAAUUACAUAUACUGUAUGUGUACAGUAUAUACUGUAUCUGCAAGCAUAUCUGUACAUGUGGUUACAGACAGUCUUGACUGCAUGUUGUUGUGUUUCUAGGGGGGUGGGGUCAUUUAGCAGACACGUGGCUUCCAGGCAUUCUGAAGCUCUACUCUGUGUAAAAUGUGAUUCAUGCAUCACUUCCUCUUGGCAACAUGGACAAUAAAGUCUAAACGGACAAAGCUUCCUUCUGAUCAAUACUAUCAUUGUGUUUGGUUGCUAUGAUGAAUGAAAGAGGCUGGGUUCUAAUUCAAACCAAAACGGCACCAUUUACAUAUCUUGAAACUUUUCUUGUCAUAAUAUUAGACUUUAAUGGGGUACUGAUGUACUCCAGGCUGGAGUAAACACAGAGGGCAGCUGACGUAAUUUAUGAUGAUGUAUUUCUGAUGCAAAUAACUACGUCAGCCCAGACCUAGAGGACUUUGACAUUCAUGAUGAUUUGCAGCCACAACCAUUAGCAGAGAGUUGCUAACCGUUUAAUAUUUACUUCCUAUAAAGGUUACAACCAUCCAACCCUUGAAAUGACUUGUUUGUGUCGAACCAAUUUUACUGUAGGCCUGAGCAUUGGUUUUUAUUCUACUAAUAGGCAUGCCACAGCAUCAUUGUUUAGCCUUUGGAUGACCCUCUGUGUCUGCCUCCAUCUCUCUAUCAUCUCUCUUAUCACUCACAUCAUACCUUUCAUACAUUUCUCUUAUGCAUCUAAGCCACCUCUCUAAGUGUACCAGCAGAAGCCUUUCUGCGCUUGGUAGUCAGGGAAGGAGGCUUACUGACUGCUGGUUGGCUGGCUGUCUGACUAACUGACUGACUGCUGGCUGUCUGACUGACUGACUAAAAGCUGGCUGUCUGACUGACUGACAGCUAGAUGGCUUGCUGGCUGACUGACUGCUGGCUGACUAACUGUUGGCUGGCUGACUGACUGAUUGUUGGCUGACUGACUGACUGACUGCUGGAUGGUUUGCUGGAUUUGAGAUCAGAAACAGAGUUGACACAUCCUGACGUCAUUACUUUCAGAUGAUAUCAAGUUCACAGAUUGGGUUAUUGAUUGGGUUGUACAAAUAUAUAUGGUGUGUCAGUAUCUGUUGCUGUCAAGGUGACAUCACAAAACGUAUUAA